Messenger RNA from Myxocyprinus asiaticus (Chinese sucker), 1683 nucleotides. Its product is annotated as hyaluronan-binding protein 2-like. Lineage: Eukaryota; Metazoa; Chordata; Actinopteri; Cypriniformes; Catostomidae. Gene Ontology annotation, molecular function: calcium ion binding; serine-type endopeptidase activity. Gene Ontology annotation, biological process: proteolysis. The record is from RefSeq and is a predicted model, not a curated record. The transcript has 12 exons. The coding region runs from base 1 to 1683 and encodes 560 amino acids.
AUGAUAAACAACAUGGGAGGCAUGGUGAACAUGGACAUGGGUGGCAUGGUAAACAUGGAAAGAGGAAGAGUGAAGGAUUUGAUUGCAGAGUUUGAUAUGCCAGAUGACUCAUCAGAUGAUGAUGAUGCAAACGAUUGGCUGUUUGAACUUCAAGAUGUCAAAGGCAAGAUUCCCUUACCAAGUGAAAAUCCAUGUAAGAAUGGCGGUGUUUGUGAGGAAAAGAGAGACAAAUUUAAAUGCAAAUGCCCCAAGCAGUUCAGAGGCAGAAGAUGCGAGAGAGGAAAAAGAGUUUGUAAGAGGGGAACCUGUGGGAAAGGACUGUGUCUUCUGACCCAAAAUCCUCCCUACUAUACAUGCAAGUGUAUUCCACCAUUCGCGCCACCAAACUGCAAAACACCUUCUCCAUGUACUCCAAACCCUUGUGAGAAUAAUGGCAAAUAUGUUAAGGACGAGGAUGAUUUUGACUGUGUCUGCGAAAAUGGUUUCUUUGGAAAAUACUGUCAAGUUGACCCAAAUGACUGCUACGGAGGGGAUGGAGAGUCAUACAGAGGGAAGGUGUCAGACACAGAAGAAGGGGAUGAGUGUCUUGACUGGAACUCUGAAUUUGUUCUGGAUAAAGGAUCCUUUCCUUUUAAUGCAUUUGCAUCUACAACAGGCCUGGGACCCCAUAACUACUGCAGAAACCCAGAUGGAGAUAAGAAGCCAUGGUGCUUUAUAAAGAGGAACAAAAGACUCCUAUGGGAUUAUUGUGAUGUCAGAAAAUGUCCCACGCCUGAAAUGGUCCCCACCAAGUCUGAGGCCUUCACAACCCCAGAGAGUAUCACUUCAAUCACAGGAAUCACUUCUCCUCCUCCACUAAUCGCAUCAUCUCACAAUGCCACUUCAUUAACCAGGAGUUUUGCUACAUGUGGUAAACCUCAGCCAAAGAAACAACUAAACCGGAUUUAUGGGGGUCUUAAAGCUAUUCCUGGAGCCCAUCCAUGGCAAGUGUCAGUGCAGGUCAAACCUAAAGGGUCCACCCAGGAAUAUAAACACAUCUAUGGAGGCACCCUUAUCAAAUCUUGUUGGGUGCUGACUGCGGCCCACUGCAUUGGUAGAAACCAAGAUUACCGUGUUGUGAUGGGAGGAGUAAAUCUGGGGAUAAAUGAGCCAGCAGACCAGACUCUGCAAGUGGAGAGUUUCAUCGUCCACGAGAAGUUUAAGGAAACCCCAAACGUUGUCUACAAUGAUAUCGCUCUGUUAAAGAUGAAAGCUACCAAUGGAGUAUGUGCUAAGGAAACUCAGUAUGUGAAGAUAGCUUGCUUGGCCGAAGAACCUUUUGCAGAUGGAACAGAAUGCAGCAUCUCUGGGUGGGGAGCCACAGAAUUCUUGGACUAUGUCUCUAUCCAUUUGCUUGAUGCACAAGUUUUGCUGAUCUCUCAGGAGGCUUGUUCCAGCAAUAAAGAUUAUUCAGCUCUGUUGGAUGAUGGCAUGUUUUGUGCUGGCUAUCUUAAGGGAGGAGUAGACUCCUGUCAGGUGGGUGACUCUGGUGGGUCUCUCACCUGUGAUAGGGAUCAAACACAUUAUAUCUAUGGUAUAGUGAGCUGGGGAGACAACUGUGGGGAGAAGGACAAGCCUGGUGUCUAUACCCGAGUCCUUAAAUAUGUGGACUGGAUCAAUGAAAAAACUGCUGAGGGGGCAUAG